Molecule: messenger RNA, 3163 nt
Organism: Manis javanica (Malayan pangolin)
Lineage: Eukaryota; Metazoa; Chordata; Mammalia; Pholidota; Manidae
Gene: DDX43
Product: DEAD-box helicase 43
Molecular function (GO): RNA helicase activity; RNA binding; ATP binding
Source: RefSeq, a predicted model, not a curated record
AUAAAGAUAGAUGCAAAAAUCCUCAACAAAACAUUAGCAAAUCUAAUUCAGCAAAAUUCCUUUCUAAAGAUCAUGAAUACUAUCCAUUUCAGAUUAAGGAUUCGAGAAUGGAGAUUACAUACAUAUGCAUUUAGGUUUUUGUUGUUUCCUGGGUGCUCCAUUAGCACUGUAAUCCUAUUUAUACACAGAUGAUCAUAUUAAGAGUUAUAGUUAAUCCAUGUGAAUUAACCCAUUCAACCCGAGAUGAACCAGGUCUAAUACUUUCAUUUUCCAGUCCUAGGCACAGACAGGUGCCUAGCAUUAUAAUAGAUGUCUACUAUGUUUGAUGAAUGAUUGAAAUGAGAUUUGUUCAGGCAGUUUGAAGAAAGCAGAAGCAUUCCCAGCUUGCUUGCACCCCUAAAACAGGAUGUCCAGCCACAAAGCCACACCGCAAUGAUGGGAGUGCUACAAGCAUUUAUUCAAUUUAUUUAAUUAGCUCUAAAACGACAGCAAAUAUUAAGUUUUGAAGAAACGACUCUCAGGCCAGAGAUUUCUAAACUGUGGGUCAUUAAAUUUUGUGCAUUACAACCAACAUUUUAAAAACUAAUAUCGGCUUAAAUAUGUCAAAGUGCUGCUCACUUGGCAAAACUACUAGCAAUGGUAAAACUCUUAGCAAAAGCAAGGCUGUUUUGUCAACCUUUUGUUUCAAAAAUUUUACGUAUGCAUUGGGUCAGGUUGUGACUGAUGUUUACCAGCCACGGGUAAACACGUUUGUAGCCCGGGAAGUGCGGGCUGCUAGGGGUGGAAGCUCAGCAGGGCAACACGCAGGGAGCGCGGGAAGUCCCACGCCCAGAAAGAAACAGACUCUCCGCGCACUCACUGGUUCAAAGGGCGCCCUGACUAAGAGAGCGGAUUGGUCGACUCGUGAGGGCCCCUCCCCCGACGUCUCGUCCACCAAUGGGAGGCCGGGGCGGGGCGGGCUGGCCUCGCGCGGGCGCCUGGAGAAGCGGCUGCGUGGCGGCUUCGGACGACCAGUCUCCGACGGCGCGGUCGGGACGUGCCGAGCCGGCCGCGAACGACGUCGAACGCGCCGGAUCUUCUUCACGGAACCAUGUCUGGGCGAGAAGCAUACGCCAACGCCUCGCCCGGGGUCGUUGCUUCUCGGCGAAGCUCGGCAAUGUCCCAGGCUCCGGAAAGGAGGACGGAGGAGGAGCCUAAUCGAAGCGGUCGCGGGGGCAGUCGGGGCGGCAGAGGUGGCGGCCGCAGGGACCCCGCGGGCCCCCCGCAGCCUGCGGCUGCCGGCCCCCAAGAAGCGCCGCUGUGCUUUGGGUUGAAGAACGACUGGGUCGGCACGGUGAUCGGUCGUGGUGGGUCAAAAGUACGAGAUAUCCAAAGUACAACAAACACCAAAAUACAAAUAAGAAAAGGGCAUUCUCAGGCAGAGAUCAAAAUUUUUGGCAGCAAAGCAAUGCAGACAAAAGCAAAAGCAAUGAUAGACAAUCUUGUUAAAAUACAAGAAAGCCACAAAUCAGAACCCCAAGUCGAUAUUGUUGCAUUCCAACCUUCUGGUAGAAGAGAUGAAAGGUCAGAUGACAGAGCUGCAGGUCAGCCAUUGAUUGAUUGGGACCAAAUUCGAGAAGAUGCUUUAAAAUGGGAAAGAAAAAAGUGGUCAGAUUUACCUCCAAUUAAGAAAAAUUUUUACAUGGAGUCAGAAAUGACAAGUUCUAUGUCUCAAGAGCAAAUAGACAACUGGAGGAAAGAAAAUUAUAAUACAAUGUGCGAUGACUUAAGGGAUGGUGAGAAACGUCCUAUCCCCAAUCCGACUUGUAAAUUUGAGGAUGCCUUUCAAAGUUACCCUGACAUUAUGAAAAACAUUAAAAAGGCAGGUUUUCAAAAGCCAACACCAAUUCAGUCACAAGCAUGGCCAAUAGUCCUGCAAGGAAUAGAUCUUAUAGGAGUGGCCCAAACUGGGACAGGAAAGACUUUAGCCUACUUAAUGCCUGGAUUUAUUCAUCUUGAUUCUCAACCAGUAGCUAGAGAAAAAAGGAAUGGACCUGGCAUGCUGGUCCUUACACCCACUCGAGAAUUAGCUCUUCAGGUGGAAGCUGAAUGUUCUAAAUAUUCAUAUAAAGGUCUUAAAAGUGUUUGUGUAUAUGGUGGUGGAGACAGAAACAGACAAAUACAAAGCCUGACAAAAGGGGCAGAUAUCAUUAUUGCAACUCCUGGAAGACUGAAUGAUCUGCAAAUGAAUGAUUUUGUCAACCUGAAAAGCAUAACCUACUUGGUAUUAGAUGAAGCCGACAAGAUGCUAGAUAUGGGAUUUGAACCCCAGAUAAUGAAGAUUUUAUUAGAUGUGCGCCCAGAUAGGCAGACUAUUAUGACAAGUGCGACGUGGCCGUCCUCUGUCCGUCGGCUUGCACAAUCUUACCUGAAAGAGCCGAUGAUCGUGUGUGUUGGUACUCUGGAUCUAGUUGCUGUAAGUACCGUAAAGCAAAAUAUAAUUGUCACCACAGAAGAGGAGAAACGAUGUCACCUCCAGACUUUCCUAGAGAGUAUGUCUCCUGAAGAAAAGGUCAUAGUGUUUGUCAGCAGAAAAGCUGUUGCCGAUCACUUAUCGAGUGACCUGAUUCUCCGACACUUAUCAGUAGAAUCUCUUCACGGCGACAGAGAGCAGAGUGAUCGAGAGAGAGCAUUAGAAAACUUUAAAACAGGUACAGUGAGAAUACUCAUUGCUACCGACUUAGCAUCUCGGGGACUUGAUGUUCAUGACGUCACACACGUCUAUAAUUAUGAUUUCCCCCGGAACAUCGAAGAAUAUGUGCACAGAGUGGGGCGCACUGGAAGAGCAGGGAAGACUGGAGUGUCAAUUACCCUUAUCACUAGAAAUGAUUGGCGGGUUGCCCCUGAAUUAAUUAAUAUUCUGGAAAGAGCAAAUCAGAGUGUCCCGGAGGGCCUUGUGGCAAUGGCUGAGCGAUAUGAAGCAAACAGACUGAGAAAAGAAGCAGAAAAAAAACUGGGACAACCCCAAGGAAGACCCAGGAAGUUUUAUUAAUGUCUGUUGAAAGGACUACCAGCCUACAUACAGGAGGUAAAAUUUCAAUGAUACGUGGGCUUUCUUCCUCAGCCACGCUGUUAGUGUAUUUACUGCAGUCGGCGUUCUCUCUCAAUAUUAACAUAGGUUUUA